CCGCGUCCGACGCGGAACAGCAAGGGCCGCAACGUGAACUUGCAGCGGAUACGGACGCGCGAAGAGCGGGCCGAGGCGAAGCAAAAGCAGUACCGGUACCUGUACCAAGUCCGUACUGCCCAUGGUGACGUCAUUAGCCAGAACUACUUGCAAGGACUGCAGCACAAAAGCGUGACGCAGCAGCACGUGCACGACACAUCCACGCUGAACUCGGACACGACCCACCUGACAACCCUGGCAUCGGAUCACCCGCAACUGACCCCGUUGACUCAAGCAUUUCGCGAAGAUUCCUUCAGUGAACACGGGGCUUGACGAUGAGUCCGGGGUUUUUUUUUUUUAUCGCGUGUGGACCGGAAAACUUCCUUUUGAAGGGUGACAUCUUCAUUUUUUUUUUCGAAAAAAAAAAUCCUCGUGGUUGUUUUUUUGGCGUGGUUUUUUUUAAUGUUCGUCGGGAUGGAAAAACUUGCUGAGGAAACGACGACCUGCGAUCAUUGUGGUGGUCCAUUCAGCAGGGAGGCCUUCCCCGGAAAGAAUAUCGCGUUUUGGUUCCACUUUAGUGGAGGUGUUCAGUCAGUAGUGUGUCUCGUCAGUGUUCGAAAUAACGUCGGCGAGAGAAGGAAAAUUCGCUGGAAAUCUUGAAUCGAAAAAUUGAGAAAACGACGGGCUUGACGAAGGGCAUUCGGAGAUUUCUGAACUGCUGCUCGUUUUAUCGAAACUUCCACUCCGAUAGCGUCUUCUUCUUUAUUUCGAUUAGUCCCUGUAACAGAGUAGAACUGCUGAAAGUAAGAAUUAAAUUAAGACUGCAUGUCAUCGAUUCAAAUCGUUCUCGUGAUGCAUCGGACGGAGCAUAGAAAGUUUCUGAUUCCUGUGAUCACUUUUGCACAUGUAAAAAUGUGAGUCUUUAGUUUUGUCAGUACAGUAAUCUUCAAGGUUUUGUCUCUGAAAUAUUGCUUCGCUACGAAUUUUCCUUCGAGAUACGAAAAAAAAAAUUGCUGAACUAUUGUAUCAAUUCUAAUGAAACCUGUUUUUCGAAUAUCGAUCGAGUUACGACUUUCUUUGAUUCGGAAGGAAAUUUCCGAAUGCCCCCUUCGUGUGUGAAUGUGUGAAGCUCGUGAGACAAGGUUUUCGUUGCUGUGCUGGAAAUCUUGUAACGAUUUCUGAACGUAGUAAAGGAAUCGCCUUGUUUGUUUCUAGUCAGGAAUGGAUUCUAUGGUGGGUCAAUAUUUCGUUUGUCACUGCCACAUGUCGUCUUGCUUCCGCAGGCAGCUGUUCUCCACUCAGCGUUUUUCUCUUGAAGAAACCUUAAACUGAGCAGCUGACACAGAUUUCUGUCCUUCCAAAAGUGAAACUUUUCUUAGCAUGAUGAAAUCAAGGGUUUUUUUUGAGGAGUUCUGCUGCUGGAGUCGAAUUUAUUUUCUUAUUUUACUCCUUAUUGUUUUUAAGAGGUGUAAAAACAGGUUGUUGUGGGAGGGUUUGUUUUUCAUUGCGGAGAAAAGCGUGACCAUGAUUUUUUUUUCUUUUUUUCGAGAUUUUAAUUGUCGAUGGCCUGGAACCUGGCCACAAAAUGCACCUGAAUCGUGCUCAACGUGAGUAGAGCCAACUUGGUGACCGGUUUGAUCGCUGCUUGAAAACCACUCGACAAACUCAAGCUACUGUAUUUAUAUCUCGUUUUUCGUAACUUUCUUUCUUCCCUCUGUGUAUUGUAAACGUGGUCUUCUGAUAUUUCGAGCUCUUCGAAUCCGUCUUUUCCUGGUGAACCUCUCCAACGGAAGUCGGAGUGCUUCUAUUCUAGUUCAGUCCUCUGAUUUUCAUUCAUUUUUUUUUAGAUUUUAUUUCCGGUGUGCUGGUGUUUUUACGUGACUUUUCACUGUUAGCAUUUGAGGAAGAGCGAAGGCGUCGAGUUUUUUCUCUUCCAGCGGAAAGCUGUGAUAAUUUUCUCCGCGAGUCCGAAUAGAACAUGCUGCAUUUUCUUCGUUACGAUUGACUGGCGGCCAUUGCUCUGCUUUUUCCGCGGUAUGACGUGACUGAUCGAGGCGAUGUACGUGAUAUGGUGAAGAAAAAUCUAUGACUAGCGUGUUUUUGUUUCCACCCGCGUCUAUUUGUAAGGCUGGCUUUUUACGGUACCCAUUGAAAUUGCGUGUUGCUUGUUUGACGAUGUCUUGAAAUUCGUGGAAUAUUUGUAGAGGGCUGAAAUUUCGGAUUAAAGCGCAUUUUGAAACCA
This is a messenger RNA of Notodromas monacha, 2221 nucleotides long. The record is from the annotation of a GenBank genome assembly. NCBI's taxonomy places the organism in Eukaryota, Metazoa, Arthropoda, Ostracoda, Podocopida, Cyprididae.